Molecule: messenger RNA, 2767 nt
Organism: Oryctolagus cuniculus (rabbit)
Lineage: Eukaryota; Metazoa; Chordata; Mammalia; Lagomorpha; Leporidae
Source: RefSeq, a predicted model, not a curated record
CAGGCCGGGCCGCUGCCCCUUUUCUUGGGCGACCCAGCGCGCGCUUGGGAUUCCUUCCGGGGUUGGCAGCUGGGUGUUAUGGAGGGCUCUCCUGGUUCGAAUCCCACCUCUGCACUUGCCCUCUCUCCUCUUCCAACAAGCCCUGCUUACUGAUGUGAGCACUGAGGCACACGUUAACUUGCAAGAGGUCACACAACUGCAGCUGACCAGAGCUGGGAUCCAGCCCACGAGGCUACACUGCCUCUUUGGUGAUUGGGUGGCCGGGCGUUGGAGGAAGGGGAUUCCAGCCUCUGGGGGCUCCUUGCAUCAGCCCUUGCAGCCCACCAAGCUCAGCAACAUUCUUCUGACCCCUGUCCCCUCCUCUUAAGCGUCGAUGAUUCUCCUGCCCCUUUGCCACGGAAACAAGUGAUUGCUUUUCUUCCGCCCUUUGUGGAAGCCCUGCCCAUUCCACAGCUUGCACGGGACAUCCCGGGUCCCUGAUGGACGAAGAGAGUGAACUGACGCAGCCGCAAGACCAGGGCUGCUGGGCCACUCUGCCCGACGUGUGCCUGCGUCGCGUCUUCUGGUGGCUGGGCGACAGGGACCGGUCCAGGGCGGCCCUUGUCUGUAGAAAGUGGAACCAGAUCAUGUACUCGGCUGACCUGUGGCGCUACCGGACCAUCACGUUCAGCGGGAGACCUUCCAGGGUGCAAGCCUCCGAAUUCGAGUCCGCUCUUUGGUACGUGAAGAAAUUCGGUCGCUACCUGGAAUACCUGGAGAUCAAAUUCCUGAAUCCUUACAACACCGUCUUAACCAAGAAGUUCCAGGUCACCAUGCGCGGGCUCCUGUCGUGUCUGGGCAAGAGCAACAGCCGCCUGAAGUCGCUGUCCAUCCAGCACCUGGAGCUGGACCGCCUGGUCUGGAGGAACAGCAUCAGGACCGCCUUCAUCAAGAGCCUCAGCUUCUUCCUAAAGAAAAUGGGCAGGCACCUGGAUUAUCUCAACCUGAAAGGCGCCAGGCUGACCGUGGAGCAGGGCUGCCACGUUCUCAAUGCCCUGAGCUCCCUCCGGAACGAGAACAUGGCCUCCGAGCUCAACAUCGAAGACUACUUUAGCCAUCACCUGGCCGUCUACAGCAACGCCCAGUUCCACAAGACCAUGGCCAUGUUCCACAACCUGGAGUCUCUGACCCUCAACUACAACUGUGUCUCUGACGAGCUGCUCGAGACCCUGUGCGAGCACAAUGCCGGCACCCUCUGGACCAUCAACAUCAAGUGCCACAUCCACGACCCCCACCGCCAGGUCAUCUGGGGCAUGUCCUGGGCCAAGCUGGCCGGGCAGGCCCCCAACCUGAAGGUGAACUUCUUCUUUGAGCGGAUCAUGAAGCAUGAGUGCUUGGCCCGGAUCCUCCUGCAGGAGAUCCCAAUCAGAAGCAUCAGUCUGCGAAGCUGCUACUUCAGCGACCCCGACUGGUCCAUGCGGCCCACUCUCACGGAGCUCCUGCCCACCUUCCGGCACACCCUGCAGAAAUUAACUUUCGAGUUCAACAACAACCACGAGUCCCUGGACGAGGAGCUGCACCUGCUCAUCCUAUCCUGCAGGAAGUUGUUCUACUUCAAAAUCUGGGCUUUCCUUGACGUGAGGUUUGUGGAGCGGAUCCUGAAGAGCCAGGAGGAGGGGCAGUGUGCACUGCGCACGCUCAAGGUGAGGAUUUAUACAAACAGAUAUGAGACAAACGAAGAGGACAGGACUCUCCGGGAAAUUUACAGGAAGUACAGAAAGCUGAUCGAUUCAGAGCUGAACUAUUUUGUCAUCGCUUACCCCAUGAUGUAAUGAGCACCCUCCAGAGGAACCAAACCAGGAGCACUUUGGACUUGAAAAGCCUUUCUCAUCCAGCUGCAGUCAGGGCACCCCUCCCUGUCCCGCACCCCCUUCCUUUCCCCUCUCCACACCAAGGCGAGCUGCCCCUGCUGGUGACAUCAAGGCCUCAGGGGGCUUUAAAGUGCUAUCUUUACCAACCACCUGAGGCUGAUUUCUCUUGUUGUCACUCGGGUUUGCUGGUUGACACCCUCCUUCAGCCACAGAGCCAAAAACACAACCCAAGGCCACUCACGGUGGCUUCUCUCCCCACUGCGGGGACCCUGCCCCCUGCAGCCCCGAGCUCCGGUCAGCCUAUGGCAUGGAGCAUAUAGAAUCCUGCUGUCUCCAGACACACAUGAUUGGCUUGGAAGUACUUUCUAGCUGAGCUGACCUCCAUGUCGUGGCCGGGACUGGUCACACACAGCCAGAGCAAGGAAGUCGCCUGCUCAGAGCCAGGACUCUCGCAGAGGGAGCUGGGCUCCUGGCCCACGGGGAGGCUGUGCUGCCUCAGCUUUGCUUGUGUCUCCUUCCUCUUCCUCCCAGGCAGCACCGGGCCCGUCCUCAGGUGCACCGGGAAGAGUUUGGGAUGUCUUAGACAAAUAUCCCUCAUGUCACCUUUAGCGGGAAACAAGCAGUACCAGAACUGGCUGCCGAGUGUGAUCUGAAUCCUAUAAAACACACAGAGGGACUACACAGAAAAGAGAAGAAGGACACCAAAGAUGGCCAUGGGUGCAGGAUUAUGAGUGGCGCUCGCUGUCCUCAUGUUUUCCAUAUUUCUCAGUUUUUCUACGAGGACCUUGUGUGAGUUUCGUAACUGAGGGAAUGAGAGUAUGUUUGAAAUGAGAGGUUAACUGUGAUCAGUUCCCGGGCCCCUGCCACAGACCGCACUGCUGCUGCGCCUGGGACAUUGUUGUACACAUCAAAAACUC